AUAAUGCGAACAAUUAACUUUACACAUUUUUUGCCAAUUGUGCCCUGCAAUGGCCACAAAUGGCAUCAAAAAACCUGGAUCCGUUUUGGAUCACAGUGGCUAUCUCUUUAAUGUAUACAGCAAGUGCAAAGAAUACAUAGUUCUCAGGGCUGGUGUCCUGCGAAUUCGCAGUGGCCCAAAAGAAUCAGAUCUUGCUGUGUUGUACAUAUUUGCAGUGGGCACUGAAGUGGCGCUUCUUGCUAACAGCAAGCUGCAGAUUAGAUGCCGCGUGCCACAUGCACAGGAGUACUUGUUCUCUGCUGGAUCAGAGUCAGAGGCGGAAGCUUGGCAUGAUGCCCUUCGAGCCUCGAUGAAAGCAGCAGAAAUUAAGACGCGGGCCUUGCUGGAGCAGAUCAAUAGCGGCUCCACAAUGCACAAGUACAACUACAGCAAUUCCAAGCGCUCCCGGCGCUUCUUUUGGGUGCAGAAAGAUGAGCUGCGCUGGGGUCGUGCCAAAACUGAUACAGAUAGUCAGAAUGUGAAUCUCAAAGAAUGCCUGGGAAUCGUUUACGGACCGAUGACCACCACGUUUCAACGUUGUGAUCAUCGGGAAGACCCAGACUGGGCCUGUUUCAGUCUGCUUUUUACUGGCCGAACCUUGGAUCUUGCUGUAGCUGGAGACCUUCAAAUUCAUGCUUGGCUUUUGGGAUUGCAGCAUCUGGUAUCGCAGCAUGGAGUUGGAUCAAUGCCGAUUAUGUCUGAAGGGGAAUUCUACCGGAGAAAGAUUCAAUACAAGCUGAUGGCCUGCGCUCAUCUCAACGGUUACGUCCUGAGCCGAUUUCUUAUCAUGAAGGUCAAGGAAGCUUCUUCCCUCACCAGGGGUCCAGGGAAGGCCUCACGGGGUCUUGGAGCUGGUGCGCUGGUGAGUGGUGGGCCCUUGGCCAAGCCGAUGGAGGUGUUUUCGCUGAAGAAGGAGAAAAAAGACAAGAAGCGUGAGAAGGAGGGUGUAGAUCCGGAGGCCGCAGCUCGCAUCGAGACCUUGAAGAGCAAGGUCUUGGAGCUUCAAGCCACACUAAGGAGGCGCACAGCAGAGGCGGAAGGCAACGAGGAAUUGCUCCAACGUGCAAAAGAUGGAAAGUUACCUUCCCCUUCGGCUUCGGAGGAAUUGAGCAAAGAGCUUCAAGAAAUCACACUGGAUGUGCUUUCGAAACGGUGCAAAGCCUUGGAGGCGCAAGCCCAGCAGCUCACUGAAAGCAAUGAGCAGAUGGGGCCGCAGGCAAAGGAUGCUGGGAAGUCAGAAAGGUCUCUGAAGAAGCUGCAAGCUAAGCUCGAUGAAUGCGAAUCUCGCAAGCGAUCACUGGAGCAGGAGCUGGGCCUUGCCAGCGCCACCAUGGUGCAGGAAAGUGGAGCGCUGACUGCCUCCUCUGCUGCGACACAAGUGGCACAAAGCCGCGGCCAGGAGCUCCAGCAGCGCGUGCGAGAGCUGGAAGCGCAGUUAAAGAACCCUCAAGAAGGACAAGCGCACAAGGCAGCACUGGAGAACAAAAAACACGACGAAGCCAUUGCCAGAGCAGAGCAAGAAAAGCUUCAGUUGACCCAGAAGCUGGAGGCCUUGGAGCAGGAGCACAAACGCACGCAAGACGCCGAAAAGCAGCUGCUGGAGCGGCUGUCACGUUGCCAGAAGG
Molecule: messenger RNA, 1664 nt
Organism: Durusdinium trenchii
Lineage: Eukaryota; Dinophyceae; Suessiales; Symbiodiniaceae
Source: the annotation of a GenBank genome assembly